This is a messenger RNA of Plasmodium adleri (nom. inval.), 3288 nucleotides long. Its product is annotated as conserved Plasmodium protein, unknown function. The record is from RefSeq and is a predicted model, not a curated record. The transcript has a single exon. Lineage: Eukaryota; Apicomplexa; Aconoidasida; Haemosporida; Plasmodiidae. The coding region runs from base 1 to 3288 and encodes 1095 amino acids.
AUGAUAAGAAUAUAUCCUUAUCCUUUUAGCAAAUAUGUUAAAUCUUUACCAGAUCCACCACCAGGUAAAUCUAGAGAUAUAAAAAACUUUGAAUGUAAAAAAUAUGAAAAUGAUUAUACUUGGCUAUUGGAAGCAAAAAACAAUUUAAAAAAAUGCUUUUAUAUGUGUAACGCAUGUUCAAAAAAAUUUAAUUAUAUGAGAUGUUUAGUAAAAAAUUCUAAUGUGCAUUAUGAAUACAACUCAUUUAACAAAAACAUAGAAAAACUAUCCGACUACAAUAAAACAAAAGAUAAAGAAAGUAAUAAAUAUAAUAUUCAAUUGUGUGAUAAUAAUAAUAAUAAUAGUAAUAGUAAUAAUAAUAGAAUUAAUAAUGAGCGUAGUGAUAAUGAAUCAGAAAACAUAAAAAACAACAUUAUUAAAAUAAAAAAGAACAUUUUUAAGAACGAUGAAUAUAGCAACCAAAGUAUCGACGACAUGCACUUAAUAAAAAAUAAUAGUAUAAUAUUUAGCAACUCUUUAAGCCCUAAUGAAAAUGACCAUUUAUCAUUUAAUGAUGAUGUAUUUAUUUUUUUAGAUUAUUAUACAAAAAAGCAUUCAAACAAUAAUUAUAAAAAAACUGAUGAAGAAAGUUAUAAUGAAAAAAAAAAUUUCGAAAAAUUGAUGUCCUCAAAAUACGGCGAUCAUGAAUUAUGGCCUUUUGAAUUAGAUGAUAUGAUAAUACACAUAAAAAAACAUGUGAAACAUAAUAUAUCAUAUUUUGCCUGUAAACAUGUUAAUAUGAAUGAUUUAUAUAAUUCUAAUGAAGAGAAUAAUAAUUAUGAUAAUAUAAAUAUUUACGUAUGUGAUAAUAAUAAAGAACAAUGUUCUAUGAAUAAUAGUAUAAUAGAUGUAAAUGAAUAUGAUAUGUGUAAUAUAGCACAAAGUAAUGUUGUUAAUUCUUUUAAAGAUAAAAAAGAUAUUAAUGAAGAACAUAACAUUAACAAUGAUAAUAUCAAUAAAAAUGAAGAUUAUGGAGAAUUAUUUAAUAAUUCUAACGUUUCUAGUAGUAUUCCAGACUUUAAUUUAUUAUAUGAUUCAAAAGAAAGAAUAAAUAAUAUGAUGAACAAUAAUUUAUUACCUCAUUGUAAUAAAGGAAAUUAUAAAAAUUCAAGAAUAGACAAUACAUUAAAAUAUAAUAAUGAUAAUAUAGAUAACAAUGAGCAUAAUGAAAAGAAAAAAAAUAAUAAGUCGUCAACUGUUGAUCAUAAAUAUAAUAACGACAAUAAUGUGAAUUACAACAAAAAUAAAAGUACAUUAUUACCUUUGCAUAAAAUUGAUGAUGGUUAUGAAGAAAAUAUACAACAUUUGAGUGAUGGGCAUUCAAACUCUUUUUAUGAUAUAUUAAUAGAUAAAAAAAAUGUUGAAAUGUUCACAAGUUAUAGCAAAAAGAAUAUUAUUUUUAAAAGAAUUAAUAAUGAUAUAUUGAGGGAUAUAAAAAAUAAUAAUAAUAAAGAUAUAAUUAAUGAAAAUCAUGAUGAUGUCAAUAAAGAAAAUUUCAAAAAAUUUAAUAAUAAACCAAAAAUACAUAAAGAAGAUACAUAUUUAUUAAAUACAGAAGAAAAUAAUUCCCAUUCUGAAAGUAUUAAAGAAAAAAAUAAAAAUAUUUUAAAAAGUAGGUAUACAACACAUAUAGUAAAAGAAACGAUGAUAAAUACUGUUGAUAUAUCAUCAAGCAACUUAAUGAUUAAUAAUGGAUGUAAUUCUAAAGAAAACAUAAAAGAUGAUUCAAGUUGUAUUAAAGAAAAUAUAAAUACGUUGAAUAAAUGUGAAAAAAAAAUAAUAAAUAAUGUUCAUAUUGAUGAUUUCAACAAAAAGAACAUUUUGAAUGGUGUAACAUUAAUUCCGGAUAAAAAAGAUGAAAAGAUGCAAAAAUUAAAUAAUGAAAAAACAAAGGAACGUUGUGAUAAAAAUAAAAAUGAAAAUAAUAUUUAUAAUGAACAUCCUAUUGAUAAUGUAGAAGAAAAUGAGCAUACUAUUCUUUGUGAAGACAACAAAAUGAAAAAAAAAAAAAAAAGUGAUAUAAAAGAAUAUUGUAAAGAAUGUAAAGAUAAAUUAAGUAUGAAUAAUUAUGACAUAAAAAUAAAUUGUUUUAGUAUUGAUGAAAAAGAGAAAAGUAGAAAUUUUAAAUUAUUAGAUCAAAUAAAGAAUGAUAAAUUCAACAUUACAAAUGAAAAGACGAAAGUUAAUAUACAAGAUAAUGUGCAAUAUAAUCAGAAAGAAGAAAUAGAAGAUAUAGAAGAAAUAAAUUGUAACAUGAAUGAAAAAAAAAAUUCUAUUGAAAAUAUUUCUAAAAAAAAAUUACAUAUAAACCAAGGAGAAGGAUGUUGUAGCAGUAAAAUGAAUAAAACUGAGUAUUUUAAUAAUUCAGAAAUAAUUGAAAAUAAAGAAAAAGAACAAAAAAAAGAAGAGGUUAUAGAUGAUACAUUUAGUUGUAAAGAAAACAGAAAAAAAGAAUUAGAAAGAAAAUUAAACAAUAUUUUGAAUUUUUCUUGUAAACCUAAUAAAAUAAAUAUUCACAACAAAAUAUAUACAACUAAUGAUAAGGAAAAUAAAACUAUAGAUGAAAAUAGUAAAGUAGUAUAUAUAAACAACAAUUAUUUUUUUAAUAUAAGAAAAAAUGAUGAUAACUACUAUAUUGAGAAGAGCAAUGAUAUAAAAAUUGAAAAGAAUUUUAAGAAAUAUAAUUUGAACAAUCUUGAUUUAGAAUUUUGUAAAAAUGAAAAUGAUUUUUAUGGUUUUAAAUAUAUGAGUAAUGUUUUAUCAAGUAGCUGUAAUUUGUCUAAAGAAUAUAAUUUUAAUAAAAGUUUUGAAUCAAAUAUAGUAAAUUCAAAAAUCGAUAAAUUAAAUGAUUUGAAAAAGAAAAUUUUAAUAAAAAAGUAUUUAAAUGAAAUUGCACAUAAAAAAAAAAAUCAUGCAAUGAAUAGUAUAAAUAAGAAAGUAUCACAUUUGAAUCGCUCCCCAAUAAAUUGUAACAUGGAUAAAAAUAAAUGUGAUGAAAAACUUAAAUGUAAAGAUAAAUUAUUUAUUAAAGACGAAAAAGUUGCACAAUAUUUACAUAUAAAACAAAAGAAAAAAAUUAAUAAUCAAUAUGAUAAAAUUAGUAAAAAUAAUGUUAAAUUAUAUAAAGCACCUAACUCACCAAAACAACAGGAUAAGAUACCUAAACCAUUAGCUAGCCAAUUAGAAAUAAAUUCAUUAUCAUAUUUAAAAAAUACACCAUCAUAUCCAUUUGAGGAAUUUAAUUUUUAA